CGGUAACCCCUCUACUCAACUCUCCUUAUAAUACAACUCUGCCAGCUUCUCUUUCCAUUCUGUGCCUCUCGACUCAAUCCAAAUCUCAUAACCUUUCCAAUUAAGUUUCUUCCGAUCACUCCUUUUUUUUCUAUAUAUAAAUAUAAAUAUAUACCCAUACAAAAACUCUGCAUAUACAUAUAUAUCUAAGCUUAAUAUAUAUUUAUACAUAUAGUUACGCUCCCAUGGCGUUUCAGAGCUUUCUUCCUCAUCUACUCCUACUGAUUUCACUACUUCCUUGCUUUAUUUCUUCUUCUGGAGCUUACAAAUUCUACGUAGGAGGAAGAGAAGGUUGGGUUUCAAAACCUUCAGAGAAUUACAAAUACAAUCAGUGGGCUGAGAGAAACCGAUUUCAAGUCAAUGACACUAUUUAUUUUAAGUACACGAAAGGGUUGGACUCUGUUUUGGUGGUGAACAAAAACGAUUACGAAAAUUGCAACACCAAAAAUCCUAUUAUGAAAUAUGAAGAUGGAAAUUCUGAAUUCAAGUUUGAUCGUUCCGGUCCUUUCAACUUCAUCAGUGGGAAAAACUGUAACGAGGGACAGAAACUAAUCGUCGUCGUUUUGGCCAUAAGGCCAAAGCAAGGUAGUGCUCCUCAUCCGGCUCCCGGAGCACACUCUCCGGCAGCCUCUCCCCCAACUGGGUCAAGACCCAUCUCCCCUUUUCCUUCUCCAACGACAGCUCCGGUUUCCGCUCCGUCACCACUGUCACAGGCUCCAACUAGCUCUCCUACGCUAGCUCCUUCAUCGCCUUCGCCAACCUCCCAAGCUCCAACUGGUUCUCCUGUGCAAACUCCAACGACUUCGCCUUCGCCAACCUCCCAGGCUCCGACUGGUUCUCCUGUACAAACUCCAUCGACUUCGCCGUCUCCAGCUUCCGAUUCUCCAACUGGUUCUCCAGCCCCAUCAUCGAAUUCUCCCACCAACUCUCCGGCUGGAGCUCCGUCGCCAUUUUCACCUUCACCAACUUAUUCGGUGCCAUCUCCGUCACCAGCAUCAACAGUUCCGACCAGCUCUCCUGUGCCGUCUGCCGAUUCUCCAACAAACUCUCCGGCUGAAACUCCGUCAGUUUUGACACCAUCUCCGACAUCUCUCUCACCUGAGCAGCCGACUCCAACGCCAGCAGGGACAGGUUCUUCGCCAGGUUCUUCGCCGCCAACAUCUAGUGACCAGGUGUCUCCGCCGGGCAAGGCGAUCGCUGCGACGAUCCUUCCAUCGAGCUUGUUGGUGUCUUGGUUUACUGUUCUGGUCACCAUGGCUAUACUCCAUAAAUAUUAAUUAAUUAAAAUUUUUAUUUUAUUGAUAGGGUUUAUACAAUAAAGUCAUUUCGGAUUUUCUAUUUAAAUUAAUUUUUAUAAUGGACCUUAGGUUCGAUAUUAUUCGAAUUGAUUAUUUGGAUCCUGAAUUUCUUUCUAGGGAUUUUUUUUUAAUAUAUGUGAGGAGUUUUGGUAUGA
This is a messenger RNA of Humulus lupulus (European hop), 1492 nucleotides long. RefSeq names its product early nodulin-like protein 18. NCBI's taxonomy places the organism in Eukaryota, Viridiplantae, Streptophyta, Magnoliopsida, Rosales, Cannabaceae. Gene Ontology annotation, cellular component: plasma membrane. The coding region runs from base 225 to 1316 and encodes 363 amino acids. The transcript has 2 exons. The record is from RefSeq and is a predicted model, not a curated record. Gene Ontology annotation, molecular function: electron transfer activity.